AUGGUGGAGUUCGACCGCCGGAUUUCUGCACCAUCACCUGCCGCUCAAGCCGCAGCCCUUCGCCGUCUCUCCACCCGCGCUGCUUCCACCAGCAGUAUCCCCACCCCGACCUCGUUAUCCGCCUGCGCCUCCCUCACGCCUAUUGCCGAAUCGAUCCUAUCCCACCUUCGCUCUUCCGGCGUAAACAUCCUUCCUGGUCUCUCCCCUUCCGAGCUCACUCGCGCGGAGGCCGAGUUCGGCUUUUCCUUCCCGCCCGAUCUCCGCGCUUUCAUCUCCCUCGGCCUUCCGUCCGGUCCCGGUUUUCCCGACUGGCGGUCGCCAUCCCACCUUCGCCCCCUUCUCGAUCUCCCUGCAGCCUCCAUCUCUUUCCAGAUAGCGUUUCCUCGAGUCCAUUCAUUCUGGCCUAAAUCCUCUUGGGGCCCCCGCCCGAACGAACCCGACGAAGCCCUCCGGUUUGCCCGCUCCGCCCUUCGCCGCGCGCCUCUUCUUCUUCCUGUAUUCAACCGAUGCUAUCUCCCCUGCCUCCCCGCACUCGCUGGAAACCCCCUUUUCCUCGUCGAGGACUCACGCGUUACCAUCUGCGCUCUUGAUCUCUCUGAUUUCUUCCUCUCCAACUUUUCUCCUUCCCUCCGUCUCCAGCGGCAGUUUUCCGCGGCUGAGCCUCUACCCCCUUCCCCCCUCGAUUACGCCUCCCGUCGAUCACUGGACUCCGCAGCAAGAACCCCACGAUGGAUCGAGUUCUGGACUGAAGCCGCCUCCUUCGACCGCCGUCGACGGAGCUCUUCAUCCUUUUCGUCCUCGGAGCGUUUCGUUGACAUCCGGAAGCAGAGGAUGUCACCGCCUGCUUGGGUUGGGAAGUACUUAGAACGGAUUGGGGAAAUUCUGAGGGAUGGGGGCUGGAGGGAGAAUGAUGUUGCAGAGAUGGUAGAGGUUGCGGCCUCAGGGUUCUUUGACAGCGCUGCCAGUGGCAAAGACAACGUGGUAGCCGUGGAUGGGGAGGCGGUUCUGGACGCUCUGCUACUGAAAGCCAAUCGGUGUAGCGAUUCGCUCCGUCGGGCUGGGUGGAGCUCAGAGGAGGUUUCUGAUGUGAUGGGAAUGGACUUCCGGCGAUCGAGAAGAACAUGCCGGCCAGCCGUGCGGCUCCCAAAGGAUAUUGCGGAGAAGAUCGAGAAGCUCGCCGACGUGGUCUCACGUACUUCGUGA
Messenger RNA from Dendrobium catenatum, 1203 nucleotides. RefSeq lists its product as uncharacterized. The record is from RefSeq and is a predicted model, not a curated record. NCBI's taxonomy places the organism in Eukaryota, Viridiplantae, Streptophyta, Magnoliopsida, Asparagales, Orchidaceae. Bases 1 to 1203 code for a protein of 400 amino acids. The transcript has a single exon.